AUGGUAUGUGUCCCCGUCUUCAGCCGCGAGCGCUCGUACCCGACCGCCGUGGAGGCCCGCGGCAUGCGGGCGAGAGGCUCGGCGCCGCGGGGCCCGACAGCGCAGUGCGGGCCCGCAUGGCGCGGCGCGAGGACUUUCCCUUCGACGCGCUGCUCGGCUCGCGCGACGCGCUGGUGCAGGGCCUGCUGGAGCACAUCUCGGGAUGGGUGCCAGGCCGCCUGGCCGGGUGUGGUGCGCGUCCACCACCGCUGCGCUGUCGUCGGGGUGGACCUCCGCCAUCGAUCCCUGGAGGUCGCGCCCGAGUCAGACGCGGCGGGCGCCGAGGCUGCCGCACGCGGCGCGCCUUUUGAUCUCAUCUGCGCAUGCGACGGCAGGAACUCGCCGGUGCGGGAGUCUGCCAUGUCGCAGGACCCCAGCCUAACGGUUACCCGGCACGAGGACAACGUUUUCUUCAAGACCAUCCCGAGGGUUUCGCUCUUUGCCGCCGGCGAUGUUACGACUAUCAGGGUGGCGACGCGGUGCUAG
Prorocentrum cordatum is the source of this 525-nucleotide messenger RNA. The record is from the annotation of a GenBank genome assembly. NCBI's taxonomy places the organism in Eukaryota, Dinophyceae, Prorocentrales, Prorocentraceae.